Molecule: messenger RNA, 5542 nt
Organism: Scylla paramamosain (green mud crab)
Lineage: Eukaryota; Metazoa; Arthropoda; Malacostraca; Decapoda; Portunidae
Product: pancreas transcription factor 1 subunit alpha-like
Exons: 5
Coding region: 3818-4405 (195 amino acids)
Biological process (GO): regulation of transcription by RNA polymerase II; developmental process
Molecular function (GO): DNA-binding transcription factor activity, RNA polymerase II-specific; protein dimerization activity; RNA polymerase II transcription regulatory region sequence-specific DNA binding
Source: RefSeq, a predicted model, not a curated record
UUUACGUGUAUUAAUUUCUAUAAAAAGUGAAAUAUGAUUCUUAUCUGAACCGUACUCCAAAAAACCCCAAAGCUAUUUUACAUAUAUAUAAUUGUUCUUUUAUAAGUACAAAACCUAUCACAAUUGUUAGGGAAAAAUUCUUUAAAUUGAAAGUUUUUCAAAAUUUUUAACACAGGUCCGGUCCUGGAGAAAAGUUGAAAAAGAAUAUUUGAAGGUGUGAAGUGGAGCUUGACUGCUUCACCCUGGCUCGGAUAAAGCAACGAACAAACGCAUUAGUUGGUUUGUUGAGGUGGUGCGACUGAUGGCCCAGGGGACGAUAAAGAGGGAAUGGGGCGAUGAUUACGUGGUUACGUAGCAGCAGCAGCAGCAAGAGAAGCAGUAGUAGUAGUAGUAGUAGUAGUAGUAGUAGUAGUAGUAACUGAGGUAAUAUUGUUUAUUUAUUGAUUAUUUUUUUUACCCGUUCAUUUUUUCAUUCGCUAUUUUUUUUUUUUUUUUUUGUGAAAAUUGAGAGAAAUGUUUACUUUCUUAUUUAGCAAUUUGUUGAAAAGUGUACGCUCAUUAUCAAUACAUUUCCGAAACAUAAGAUCUCGUGGGACUUCUCAGAUUGAAAAAGAAUCCCGUCAGCCUGCAAACUGUACCUAAUUAGCUCUUUCGGCAGUAUCCAGCAGGCCGCCACUCAGCCGUGGUAUCAGCGGUGUGCCAGGUUGAUUUCCCAUCGUAGUACACAGAGCGGAACGCAGAAUUGGUAAUCGUAUUGCUCUCAUGGAUAGACCGAACACAGUGCAUUAAUCACUACCUGAAAAAAUCAAGUACCUAAAUUUGUUUAGUUGUUUAGCUACUUUGUUGGUUUUUAAAAGAGAGAGAGAAACUUGUAUGUAAAUUGUUGUUUUUGAUUAAGUAUUUAAAUCCCAAAGUAAAAUAUUCAUCCAACUUUAUGCAACAGUUCUGAAUAAUGAGUUGAGGGUUGUCAGGCAGCACACACUGAAGCAGUCCACCAGGCCAGUAAGGGCUCUACUUAAGUAAGAAACAGAGCUUGUGAAUUUGAUGCCGACGUGUGAAGCGAAAACAAAUAAUCAAUUAGGAAAUACUAGUAGUUAGUAAAGACGGAACAGUGAAACACAAAGCUGACGAAUAAAGAUGUGUAUUGCACGGUACACCACACCAGGAUGUGUAUUGCACGGGUACAGGACGCGAGGAGCACAACACCAGCACCAACACCACCACCAAUACUAGCAGCAGCAGCAGCAGUAGAAGCAAGACCCAUACGUUGUACAUGAAGGGACUGCGUCACACACACACACACACACACACACACACACAGUGUUAAAGGGAUGGAGGUUUCCAUCGUUAUUCAUAUGCCAAUAAAACUAAGAUGUGCAUACAAAACACAGACACAUGCAUUAUUACUGGUAAUACCACAGUUUCAUAGCAAUAAACACUCAACAUUUUCCAAAUAAUUUACAAUAAUUCACAUCAAGGUGAAAGAGUCUGCUGUUUAGUCUCACGAGCAGAGGUCGAGCAAUCGAUUCUAGUCUUUCGAGAAACUUAUUAGCACCUUGACAGCACAAACGCACUCAUUAUCUGUUCACAGUCAGAGACGCAUAGAGGUAUAAAAUAAAUUUUUGUAAAGUAACGUAGAGCAUUAUGACUUUCAACAGGCUCCUCCUGUCGUUGGUGAUACUUUACCUAAGUGAACCCGCUUCAGCGUCACUCAGAAACACGAAACACCGGAGAUGAUUACAUUAAUGAACAUGCAACCGACGAUGAUGUUUGAGCACCAUGCAGACUGUGGUCAUAAUGACUUCUAAAGAUCUCUAAACUUAUAAAAAUCACAAGGAGAACAAAUGAAAAACGUAAAUGGUGGAAUCCGCUUCAAAGCUGGGACGAAUCAGUGUUAUAUUGUGACUCGAAACACGGAGGGAACGCUCUUUCUCAGUUAUCGCGGCGUCGUGUGUGAGGCGGGAGUGAAUGGGCGUCUUCAUUUCCUUUGUGUCACGUGCAGCCUCGUCAGGAUAUACCAGCACAUCUUACGUCCUGAGGGGAGGUCUUCACGUGUGUCCGUCCCUAGAGUCCGGUCGAGUUGAACGUUAGUGCGGCAGUCUCUAGAUAAAUUAUGAAAGGGGAAUAGACACCAAAAAGGAAGAGUGCCCCACUUGAUUAGCACGUCAGCUAGGAAACAAUAUAAGUGGACUCCAAACAACAGCAAGCUUUGAGAUUCUACAUAAGCCACGUGGCGCAAUGGUGCCUCAACUGCAGUAAUAUAGGAAACUAACAAUAUCGUAAUGGAAAAGGUUGUAAUAUAUUUAUGCUGUUGUUUUUUAUGAGCUUUUUGUCUCUUUUCGAUAUAUUGCACGUAACUAUUGUGUCCAUCUUCAUUGACUUGGCGGACAACCAGCAUACCACUCGUCUUACGGCGGUUACAGCUUCCCCAGGCGGCCAGCCAUCACCAGAUCGAGCUCGCUGGCUUAAUAAUUGACCUCUCGACGUCCACAAGCCACGCCCACACCCCGCCGCGCCGCCCACCGCCCGCUCCGGCCCUAUCAUUGGGUGCUGCCUCCUCUCCGGGGAUGUACGACUAAUGUUAAGUGACAAAGUAAUGUAUUUGUCUUAAAUCGCAACUGCUAUCUGAGUGUUAUUCUUUGUUUUGAUUACUUAUUUUGAUGUCAAGUUGGUGCUAAAUGGAAAGCACGCCUCACUGGUCUCGGCUUAUCGCUGUGUGGGAUGUGCCUGGAGGGCGUGCUGGUUUGCAGGCAUCGCGCGUGUGGCAUGUGGCGGGUGUCGCUAAAAAGACUAUCCUCCAGCACCACGUGUUGGAGGUUUCAGUGUGGCAUUACCGUGGUUAAGGGGUGUAGUGAAGCUGUCCUCGCCCCGCGCCGUGACUGGGAAACGUGGACUUCGUAUUACGUAUUACGAGUCCGCCAAGUCUUGAACUACUCCGAAGGAAAAGGUUACAAGAUACAAAGUGCUUCAGUGAUUAGUUCUCUCAGUUCUUGCUGUCGUUUGGACGCCAAGAAAAGUUAAGUACUGCUGACUCGAGUUCUUCCCCCGAGACGUCCAUUCAUCAAGGUUGUGACUGCAGCAGGAAAGUCUCUGAACUGAGUCAAACUAAGACCAUCCUGCAAGAGAACGUGUUUCGAAUUCAAGAAAAACACGUGCGACUUCACAAGGCUGCCUCUUAUUGUUUCCUUAUGAUAACAAAGAAGAAAACACAACUGUAGCUGACCUUGUUGGGAAUCUUUAUCCCAUUUUAUUCUUCCUUUUAGGUAAAAUGAUGUCUGCCCUUGUGUCUUUCCUUUCCUCUGAGCAAGAAAUACGAGAGUGAAUUGCUACUCUCAAGCGCUCCUAUGUUGAUUCAAUUCGUCAAUGUGGAGUCUUGGGUGUGACAGAAGCACAUCAAACUUCAACAGGAAAUAAAAUCUAGUCACAGAAGGGAAGAAGCAGAAGAAAUCCUACUACAGAAAUGUUUGGUAACAAUUGAAAAGAAAGACUAAAUACAGAGAAAAAAAGCAUCACUACUUCGAGGACAAGGAUACGUCUUCUUACUCAUCCAAACAAACCCAGCACAUUAGCAACCCACAAAAAAGAAGGAAAUUAAGCUAAAUCAAGAAAGGAACAAAUAAAUAACGGAAAAUAAUAAACAAAACAAGGAAGCAAACACUAGCCUCACUUAUUCCAAGAGGCACUGUUCCUUUUUUUUUUUUUAGAGGAUUGAAGAAAAGGAACAAUCGAAUUCUUGACCAGAGUUGCGCGGCAGGUAAAAACACUCCACCCACCUGCCUUCCUCCACCUCCUCAACCUCCUCCUCCACACCGCCACCAUGUACGGCCUGGAGAACGUAAACCUGGAAGCAGUGAAUCGCCAGUGGAUGUGUUCGAGCAGCUACCUGGAGUGGGACCUGCCAGCCUCCACCUCCCCGCCUGACCCAGCCUACCCCGCCUCCUCCUGCUCUCCCUCCUCCUCCUCCCCUUCCUCCGCCUCCGCCUACUCCUGCCCCCCUACCGGCACGGACCCCUGGGCGCCCUGGGCCUCGCCACACAAGACACAACAGGAGGACUCCCUGGUGGUGUCGGGCAUCCGGGAGGGACGGCGGCGGCGGCGCGUGUGUCCCAUGGCGCAGGUGAGGCAACGGCAGGCGGCCAACAUGCGGGAGCGGCGACGCAUGGCCUCCAUCAACGACGCCUUCGAGGGCCUGCGGGCACACAUCCCCACUAUGCCCUACGAGAAGAGGCUGUCCAAGGUGGACACCCUUCGCUUGGCUAUCGGGUACAUCACCUUCCUCUCAGACAUGGUGGAGACUAACCCAUCCCUCCAGACGGGCAGCCACGCGAACAGCAGCAGCAGCGGGAACAACACCAACAGCAACAAGAUCGUGGUGAAAAGUUCCGUUGCCACAUUGGUGAUGUGAUGAGACGACAACUGGCGACACGAGUUGGUCUUUGUCGGUGGACAAUAUAAGAAGGUAAGUGCCAUCACCCCACCCUCCACGCUCCCAUUGUAGCCUACAGAGUACAUAACUACCGGUGUCACUAGUCAUGUUACUUAUCACCACUACGUAUUACAUACUAUUGUUGGUACGUACUAUAUACUACAACAAAUACAACUACUACUGCUGCUGUUACGUACAUACCACUACAACAAAUACAACUACUACUGCUGCUGUUACGCACAUACCACUACAACAAACUGCCACCACCAUCACGCCGUCACGUUAUAAGUAUGACAUAACAGCGCGUGAGUACAAAAGAAUCUCUCUCUCUCUCUCUCUCUCUCUCUCUCUCUCUCUCUCUCUCUCUCCAGUUUAGGUCUGUAUUACCUUAUGAAUUUGUAGCUACACGUUGAAUUUCUCUAUUCUUUUAUUUAGUUUGCUUCAAACAUUUGUCAUAUUUUACAAUCCAAUUUACCAGAGACGGUCUAUAUUCCACGUUUUCAAUUUAAUUUUCAUUUGUGGUUAAUAGUAUAGUUCAUCCAUUGCUUCUCCCCUUUUAAUUUACUUAAUAUACCGUGUCAAUUGUUAAUUUUGCGUUAGAUCUAUUGAUUUAGUGAGUCUGCUAUUCUACUGACUUCCUGUUGCCCUUGCUUCUGAAUAUCUCCAUUCUCAGUAGGUGUUGAAGACUUGCAUUGAUAUUAUUUUCUCAUAUAUAUCUUUUGAUUUUUGCACCAUCGCCCUGGUGCCUCUCAAUUAUUUCUGCUAGAAUUUUGAAUACUCAUAGACCUGUCGUGGAUGACAAAUAUGUAGUCAGUGUAGCAAGAAUGAUCAAAGCUUUCUGUGUUGUAACACCUAUAUACACUUAUAAAUUCAUCUUUAUCUGAUAUUACAAGUUCAUAUUAUUUUUUAUUAUUUCUUGUCAGUAUCUUUAUUCCAGCUCCAUUGUUGUUCUCUAUUUUUUCUGUUGUUUUGUUCACACUGGUUAAAUGUAUCAGUGGAGGGUCUGGUUUAAUUUUGUUUCUGUUAAACAUAUUGUGUUUUCUUGACUAAUAUUUUUGAAUGGUAUGUAUCUUAGACUUAAGUUAGUUUUGAUACAAAAACCAUCUUCAUUGUAGU